Messenger RNA from Mesitornis unicolor (brown roatelo), 1061 nucleotides. It is a transcript of the gene LHFPL2, whose product is annotated as lipoma HMGIC fusion partner-like 2. NCBI's taxonomy places the organism in Eukaryota, Metazoa, Chordata, Aves, Mesitornithiformes, Mesitornithidae. The transcript is spliced from 2 exons. The record is from RefSeq and is a predicted model, not a curated record. Gene Ontology annotation, cellular component: membrane. The coding region runs from base 146 to 832 and encodes 228 amino acids.
UGUGAGAGAGCUGAAAUAGCAGGCAGAGCAGCCACAGUGAUUUUCCUUGGGGUCCUUUUUUUUCUUCCUUAAUUUAAUUUUUUCUCCCUGGUCCCUGGAUUUUUAAGACUGCCAGCUGCACUGAUCACAAGCACUGGACAGCAAUAUGUGUCAUGUCAUUGUAACGUGUCGGUCAAUGCUGUGGACUCUCCUGAGUAUCGUGGUGGCUUUCGCAGAGCUCAUCGCUUUCAUGAGCACAGACUGGCUGAUUGGCAAAGCAAAGCCUUCAAGUGCUGAGGAUGUGGACAACAGAACGGAGGGGUCGCAAGAGCCCUACCAUCCGACACUGGGUAUCUACGGGCGCUGCACCAGAAUUGCCCACAUGCAGCUUUCCAGACGAGACACGCUUUGUGGUCCUUACGCCGAAAACUUCAGUGAGAUUGCCAGUGGGUUCUGGCAGGCAACCGCUAUUUUCCUAGCCAUGGGAAUCAUGAUUCUCUGUGCUGUGGCGUUUGUGUCUGUCUUUACUAUGUGUGUGCAGAGUAUUAUGAAGAAAAGCAUUUUUAAUGUCUGUGGGCUGCUACAGGGGAUUGCAGGCCUCUUCCUUAUCUUAGGCUUGAUACUUUACCCUGCAGGUUGGGGAUGCCAGAAAGCAAUAAGCUAUUGUGGACCUUAUGCUUCUGCAUACAAACUAGGAGACUGCUCCUUGGGCUGGGCUUUCUACACAGCGAUUGGUGGCACUGUUCUGACGUUCAUCUGUGCAGUCUUCUCGGCGCAAGCUGAAAUAGCCACAUCCAGUGACAAAGUGCAAGAAGAAAUAGAAGAAGGAAAAAACCUUAUUUGCCUCCUUUAACUCCAGUGGGGAAAAAUACCAGCACCUGGAUCUUAAUCUGCUUUCCGUUGACUGGACAAGCAGACCCAUGUACCAGUUUGUACCAUUUGUGUGAUUGAGCCCCAUGCAUUCCAGCCCCGAACUACUGAAAUGGUCUUUCUUCCUUGCUGGGCAAUGAGGAUCAGAGAAAGGAUCCCAUGAAAGCAGAAUGUAAAUACUUGGGGAUUUUUUAAAUAGUUUCAUUCUAUGA